AUGCGCACGCCUCAAACACAGACCGCCGCCGUAGUUGAGCAGUUUGGCAAGCCAUACGCGUUCAAGCAGAUCCCAUUCCCGAAGGACCCCGAAGGACAUGAUAUUCUCAUCAAGGUCCUCGCUGCUUCAUACUGUCACACAGAUGCCGUCUUCGCCGCUGGCCUCCUGUCGCAGAACCUCCCUCGUAUCGGAUGCCAUGAGUUCGCGGGAGAAGUGAUAGCGCUCGGGCCAAGUGUCUCAACUCAUCGCGGAAUUGCAAUAGGCAUCAAGGUUGGAGUUCCAGGCAGGGCGUACCAUCCAUGCGGUACCUGCUUUGAGUGUACGCACCCGGGCCAGGAUGAUAUGGGAUACUCUCCCUACUGCCCCAGUGCUGGAAACUUGGGAUUGACCAGAGAUGGUGGUUUCCAAGAAUAUUGCCUUGUAGACAGCCGACAAGUCGCAGUCCUGCCCGGGAGUUUGCCACCAACCCAAGCAGCACCAUUAAUGUGUGCUGGCCUCACCAUCUGGAGCGCGCUUCAGCAUGAGAGAGUGCAGAACGCUCAGCGAGUUGGGAUCAUUGGCGCUGGGGGUGGACUGGGUCAUAUUGGUGUACAGUUUGCAGCUCACCUCGGCAAGGAGGUUCUGGCCAUCGAUGCCACAGAUCAGGCACUUGACCUCAUCCAGAAAGUAAAGAAAAGCCUUGGAGAGGUCGGAAAGAGUGUCUUCAUCUCAGAUGCCCGCAAAGAAGACUCGGAGGUCCUGAAAGAGAUGCUUCGGCCUGCCAGCGACGCGCCACCUACUGAAGUUGGGCUCGACGCAGUCAUCCUUCUCCCCGAGUCGCAAAAGGCAUUUGACACAGGCAUGAAGCUUCUGAAGAACCACGGGACCAUGGUCGUCGUGAGCUUCCCAAGCGAGAAGCUCCAGGUCAGCGCACACGACCUCGUCUUCCGGGACAUUGCCGUAGUUGGAAGUCUAGUCGGAAGAAACCACCAACUCCGAGAGAUGCUGUACUUUGUUGACCAGAACGGAAUACGGGUACAUACCAAGACGUUUGCCUUUGACCGAUUAAAUGAGCUAAGAGGACCUGAGCAUCAUGCAGACGGUGGAAAGUUAGUUAUCGAUAUGACUCUUGAAAGAGCUAAUUAG
Fusarium odoratissimum NRRL 54006 is the source of this 1125-nucleotide messenger RNA. RefSeq lists its product as uncharacterized. The transcript has a single exon. The coding region runs from base 1 to 1125 and encodes 374 amino acids. Lineage: Eukaryota; Fungi; Ascomycota; Sordariomycetes; Hypocreales; Nectriaceae. The record is from RefSeq and is a predicted model, not a curated record. Gene Ontology annotation, molecular function: oxidoreductase activity.